UGUUAGAGCCAUGACCGUUGCCUAUCAGCUGACUGGGACUGAGCUCCCGGCGUGAGGAGGUUAGGGCUCAAACGGGAGGGUAAAGGAGCAAUUUGCGUUGCCGGGAAAGGGGGAAAAGGAAAAGUGAGCAGCAAAUUCGGCGAGAGUUGAGACCACUCCAAGAAUCUGGAACAGCCACUUUAAACUCAUUUGAAAGAUGAGCUUGUUGUCUGCCAUAGACACGAGUGCCUCCGUGUACCAGCCUGCGCAACUUCUCAACUGGGUCUAUCUCUCCUUACAAGACACCCACCAAACCAGCGCUUUUGACGCGUUCAGACCCGAACCAAACUCUUCCCACCCGGAUCUGAAUUUCACCAAGACUCCCGCGGCGGAUUUGAGCUCCUCUCUGAACUCCAACUAUCUCAACAACUUCUUUCAGCUCCAGCGAAACGAGCCCUUAAACAACAAUGUGUAUAAGAACGUGUCGCCUUACGGGUCCCUGAACAACAUCGUGGAUGGGCUCAGUUCCUUGACGGACCAUUUCUCCGACCUCUCCCUUUCCUCAGAACCAAGAAAGCCCAGCAAGAGGCCCCCACCCAACUACUUGUGCCACCUGUGCUUCAACAAGGGCCAUUACAUCAAAGACUGCCCGCAGGCGCGACCCAAAGGAGAAGGCUUGACACCAUACCAGGGUAAGAAGAGAUGCUUUGGAGAGUACAAAUGCCCCAAGUGUAAGAGGAAGUGGAUGAGCGGUAACUCCUGGGCCAACAUGGGACAAGAAUGUAUCAAAUGCCACAUCAAUGUCUACCCACACAAACAGCGCCCUUUGGAGAAGCCAGAUGGCCUUGAUGUUUCUGACCAGAGCAAGGAGCACCCACAGCACCUGUGUGAGAAAUGCAAAGUCCUGGGCUACUACUGCCGCCGCGUGCAAUAAUCUCCAUUAUCACCAGAAAGCGACUUCUGCAACUCCCAGUCCUAUCCCCAUCCCACAACCCCAACUCACACUGUUUCCUUCCACAGCUGAUAGCACAAAGCCCACCCACACCCCCAUCCAUCCCACCCCCAUAUCUGUCUUCCCCUGCUCGACAUCACCCGCUCUCUUCCUCCUCACCUCUCGCCCUCUUAUCUCUCUCCGCCACGACAAUGUACAGUAGCUCCCUUUACUCUGACUCUCCUUCCUUGCUUAGACCUUCCUAUUGUACCACAGUAAAAACCUCUGUCCUAUCUUCGCCACCCCCCCCCACCCCCCACCGCAUCCACUCAGCAGAAAGUUGUAGUCGUUGCUGUCUCCAUCAUCGAUGGUGAACAAGGUUAGGAUCGGGAAAUGGGAGAUGCAGAUCAGACCUGCACUUUGGGUCAACUUCUGUUGCAGACACACACACCAAGUGCUCUUCGUGGAAAAUGAAAACUUGCCAAAAUCAAUGAGUGUAAACUUUCUCGACGCUAAUAUGGGACCUUGUGUACCAGAAACCACAUAACCCCAAUUUCUCCAAGUAUAUUUGUUAAAACGGCGGAUCAUUGCUUCGAUGUAUUAGCAAUGGGCAUGUGUCCUAUUCCUGUUGCUGACAGUAUUUCUACCGUUAUUGGUCACAGUGGAUUACCUCACUUUGGGGUUUGUUGAUUUUGUGUUUACAGAGAUUUGCCUUCCUUUUUUUCCUGCCAAGUGAAGAGUGUGGUGAUGUUUUGAACAUUAAAUCGGGGCCUCUUGUGAUGGUAUAAUGUAUAUGAGGCCUUUAAUGUCUUGCCGUGUAAGGGUCAAUAGCAAAUCUUAUUAACUGUGAAUUAACUGAGGGAUAAUGUGCCGUGCAUCCCUGGCUUACAUUUGGCCUAUUUAUUUUCUUGUUGUCUAGCGUGCAAUUUGAAUUUUAACUGGGACAUAAAGAAAUGUUUUUGUAUGUUUGUAUAUCACAAUAUUUUGUAACUGCUACCACAAGUCUUUAGAAACUACUGUAGGCCUGCAUACAGCAUUGUUCCUCAUCUACGUUCAGUGCAUUAGUGACGCUUAGUUGCGGUUUCAUUACCCUCCCUAUUUGUUAAGGUCGUUAUAUGAAACCUUGAUUAUUUUACAAUGCAUUGGAUUGCUAUGUUGUGUUGAUCUUGGUUCACAAGCAGAUUAACAUUUAUUUUUUUCAAGACAGAAGUGCAAUAACAGUAGUUUCUGUAACAAUGGCCACGCUCUCUAUACAGUUUAAUGCAAAUAACCGACCGAAUACACUCCCAAGUUCGAUAAUCAAGAGUAAUUUAUAAAAACUCACUUUCCGGUGUCUCACUCACUAGGGUUGAUUUGAAAAUCACACGUUUAGGCUGCAGACUGUUAAGGUGUUCACGCGUCAAGCUCACUUAGAUCCUGACAAGCUGUUCGGACAGAACUGGGGUAGUACAUUCGUUUUUCCAAGGACUUUUCGAAGGAAUUUCUCAUACACGCUUUUUUUUUUUUUUUAGUGCAAGUGCCUACCGGUGCCAUCAGAAGCCUUACGCAAGUAGAUUUGUGGACUGACAGGAGAGGUAACUGAUCAUUUUUUCAGUUUUUUUCAAAGGGUUUAUACCCCUAAAACUAUAUCCAACAGCUGAUUUCAGGGUAUAGACUGUCCGUAGAGAGAAUCAGACAGUUGAGAUGAAGUGAAAUGAUUUACAGGGUGGGUUAGAGAGGGAUGGGUUAUUUGUGAAAGGUUGGCUUGAUGUGUGGCCACAGGUCGAUUAUCAAAAGGAUAUAUUGAAAGUGAAGUUGAAUGGCGAUUACUCUUGCUGUAUAUUGUUUUUUUUUCGUGUGGCCUACUAUUAUACACCAGUUUCAUUGAAAGGGAAGCCCUCAUCCUAUUCUUUGUUUACAAAUAUCACACAUUAUAUUUACUUUGAGACAUAUACUAUUACAUGGGAAAUCCUGACUGAUAUGCAUAUUGUAAACUUAAUGUAGUCUUGACGAAGAGGUUCCGACAUUUACGGAAAACUGUUUUUCAAGGAUAGUUUGUACACAUUUAUUUUGAUUAGUAAAACCUGGUUGACUGUACUUUAUACUCAUAAUGGAUGUGCCUCCGAGAGACUUGGCCACAGUAAAUCACUCUGCGGCGCUAAGAGGAAAUACGCGACCAAUUGAUAUUAUAGGAAGAGACAAGUGGUUGACUCGGCGCUGGAGCAAAAUGCAUGCAUGUGGUAACAGUAAUGCCUAGCAGGUUUUUGCCAAGUUUUAUGCAGGUUAUGGAUAUGGACAGGAUUAUCAUGAUUCUCCCCCGCUAACUUUGACGGUAUGAGCUGCCAAGGUUGAGUCCUCCUCAGUACAGUUUGCUGAGUUUGUGUGGCACUAAACCAGUACUCAUAAGAUGGCAGUCAUAACCCCGUUGUUGUCUGUUGUCAUGAAACACCCAACCAAGAUGUGUUUUCCUGUGUGAUCCGUCCUCACAGCAGAACGGGUUUGCAUGACCCCGUGGACCUCAAUCUCUUUUUAUUUUCUCUUUUUAAGUCACCCAUUGUAACCAUGUUUAUCCAAGCCAUCGUGUAUCUAUAAAAAGAAAAAAUAAGAAAAAAAACUGAGUCACAAGACGUAGUGUGAAAGAUCGCAGUUAUUAAUAAUGGUACCAGCGGAUAUUGGUUAAUGACAGAGAUAGUUUUGCAAAACUUUGUAUCUAGAUGCAAAACAAUGGAGGGGAAUAUAUAUUAAUGCGAGUCAGAUAUGUGUACCAAUAGGGUUAAUUUUUAAUGAAGGAUUCCCUUUUCUUUUUUUGCCCAAGUUUUGUCGGGAACAAUCCCCUUUUUCAGUACUGUAAUAAACUGUUUCUGUUAUUCUGCGUCAUGACACCAAUGUGACACGCCUGAUCAGCAUCACGUCUGCUUUACAGUCUCGUCCCACGUCCAUGGUCAGAAUAGAAACCAAUGAUGCCUUGUGAACUCACCUAAUGUUAGCAUUCAGAAAGUUUGGGAUUACGAGGAAAAAAAAAGAAGGUUCAAUCAAAUCUAGUCAGAGCGGUCUUUAGGUUCUGCUCAGAGAUUUAUAAUAAAAACGCCAUUUUUGACUGGCGAAGUAACGAGCCAAUGGAAGGGGUUGAAACGAUGCUUAGAAAAAUAACGAACCCUCUGCUUUCGGAUGUAAGUUGUCUUGAAUUACAUAUACUUGACUUUUCUAGUAUCUUUUCAGUUCAAAUUUGUUAUGUUCUAUGGAUGAGAUGUGUAUUUUGCAAGACUUAAUAGAUGUUGAAAAUGUUGAAGCAAUUUGCUAAGACAACUAUUUUAUUUCCCUGACAAAGAUAUUUGCAAAUGAUUGUUUUAUGUAUAUAUUUGAUGGCCAUCAUUUUCAAGGAAAGGUAGCUCUUUUGAGGUGUUAUGCAAUAUUGAAGCUUUUUAUGUGAAGAAGGGCCUAUUGCUGAGGAAAAAAAAACACAAAAGCUGGGAGUUUUCUCUGAAAAUGUUUUACAAUAAUCUGAGGGUUUAUCCUGCAGGAAUAUUUAUGGAGAUUUUUUUUUACAACACUUUUUUGUAUAGAAUAUGCAACAAAGUUACACUAAGAAGGAAAUAUUGAUGUCUACAUAGAAUAUUAUUAAGAAGCUGGUACAUAAUUAAUACCCUUACUCAGUUAUAAGCCAUUGUUUUGUUUUUUUUGUUUUUUUGUUUGUUUGUUUGUUUGUUUUUUUGCAUUUCGUGUUACGGUGUUAUCAGUGUUGAAUAACCCACAAUGAUAUCUAAGUGCUAUAUGAAACCAAGUAUCCCUAUGAGCUGCCGUUUGCAUUCAUACAGUAGCAUGUAUUCAUUUUUAUAUACAGUUAUCACAGUGUUAUGAAGAUAUAUUGUGUCAACAUGCAGAAUUCUUUCUCUUAAUUAGUGACUGAUACUCACCACUGUAUUAAGCACGUUAAAACUGUGAGUUGUAGUUUGCUUAAAGCAGCAAUGACAAGGAACUAUUAUAAAAUCUGUUGGUGUUAUUACUAGUUUAGGGAGCGUUUACUGUCAAGGAAGUCUGUGGGACAAAGAACUAUUUUAGAGUUUGCAUGUGCAUGUGUUUGUUUUGACUUAAAUAUUAUUUUGUGCAAUUUAUACUUAAAUUAAUUAUGCACAGUAACGUACAGUAGUUGGCUGCAUAUUGUUUUUAACAUUCUAAACAUCUUCUAACUGAUUGUUAUUAGUCCUUCAUUUACCGGUAGUGUAGCCUUAAAAGUAAUACAUAUUUACUGAAUGUAACGUGUUAACACUUAUGUGGUCAAUUGGAAAGUCCUGUUUGUAUUCUUUGAUGUUUGUUUCAUUUGAGAUAAUUGCAAAGGAAUAUUGCAAUAAUAUAAUAUUUGGAUUGGACAGAACACAGAUGUGAGGUUGGGAGGAAAAUGGUUUGGAAACAAGACGUGUCAUGUUUAGAAAGUAGCCUGCAGGUCUGUUUUUCAUGUCCAUGAAACGGCAUUCCAAAAUGUGCCUUAUUUUGUUAGCUCGGAAAACAUGUUAGUGCUUUGGUUCUGCUGGGGGUUUUCGAUGAAUAAAAGUCAUAUUGU
Messenger RNA from Lampris incognitus (smalleye Pacific opah), 5447 nucleotides. It is a transcript of the gene zcchc24, whose product is annotated as zinc finger, CCHC domain containing 24. NCBI's taxonomy places the organism in Eukaryota, Metazoa, Chordata, Actinopteri, Lampriformes, Lampridae. The coding region runs from base 197 to 913 and encodes 238 amino acids. Gene Ontology annotation, molecular function: nucleic acid binding; zinc ion binding. The transcript has 4 exons. The record is from RefSeq and is a predicted model, not a curated record.